Molecule: messenger RNA, 6325 nt
Organism: Hirundo rustica (Barn swallow)
Lineage: Eukaryota; Metazoa; Chordata; Aves; Passeriformes; Hirundinidae
Gene: HERPUD2
Product: HERPUD family member 2
Exons: 8
Coding region: 302-1519 (405 amino acids)
Biological process (GO): endoplasmic reticulum unfolded protein response
Molecular function (GO): protein binding
Source: RefSeq, a predicted model, not a curated record
UUUUACGCGGCGGAGCGGCCGGAGGCCGAGGCGGUGCCUUGGGUGGAGGGGUUCGGUUUGGGUGGGUGCCUUCCGAGUACCGGGUUCCUUCUCCCUUCGCUCUCGCGGGCGUGGGGGGGCUCGGGUGUGACUCCUGUGGCUGCGGUUCCCGGAGCGCCAGCACGGGGAUGGGCUCCCCCAGCUCCCCCGGGAAGUUCGGCCCCGGCCGCUGAACCCGCCCGGAGCACCCCCAGGGUUCGAGCGGCGUCGUGUCCCCGGGGAGGAGGAGAGCGGGGCAGGCCCGGCCGGCCCCGCGGGCAGCAUGGACCAGAGCGUGGUGGAGCACCCUGUGACCCUCAUCAUCAAGGCCCCCAACCAGAAAUACACCGACCAGACCAUCAGCUGCUUUCUGGAGUGGACUGUGGGCAAGCUGAAGUCCCACCUCUCCAAGGUGUAUCCCAGUAAGCCGUCUACAAAGGAUCAGAGACUGGUGUAUUCUGGCAGACUGCUUCCUGAUCAUCUCCAGCUGAAAGAUGUUCUCAGAAAACAAGAUGAAUAUCAUAUGGUUCACCUGGUGUGUACAUCUCGGACACCCCCAAGUUCUCCAAAACCCAGCACCAGUAGAGAAAGUCACGGAGCGUCAACGUCCAGCAGUAGCUCAAAUUUAGACCGUUUCGGGCCAACUGCUGCCUCACCCACAAACCAAGAAGCUCCUUCAUCUUUGAACACUAGUGCAGAUGGAUUGAGGCAUCGUAAUCUUCCACAAGGACACAGCAAUCCCACGCCAAGCCACCAGUUCCCUUAUUUAAUGCAAGGCAAUAUAGGCAACCAGCUUCCAGGCCAAGGUGUUCCUGCUGGAUUUUCUAUGUAUCCUGCAUUCAGUCCCUUACAGAUGAUAUGGUGGCAGCAGAUGUAUGUACGUCAGUACUACAUGCAAUACCAAGCUGCUGUUUCAGCCCAAGUGACUUCCAGCACUGAGCCAGCGAGAUCUGCAGUUUCCCAGGCUGUAAAUUCAGAACAUGCUCCUGCAAAUGAGCCUGCAGCAGUGCCAAAUGUAGCCGUCCAGGAGAACAGGCCUGUAAACCAAAACGUUCAGAUGAAUGCACAAGGUGGCCCAGUAGUGAAUGAAGAGGACUUCAACCGGGACUGGCUGGACUGGAUGUACACAUUCUCUAGAGCAGCAAUUCUUCUGAGCAUUGUAUACUUCUAUUCUUCUUUCAGUCGGUUUGUCAUGGUAAUGGGAGCCAUGCUGCUGGUUUAUUUACACCAAGCUGGAUGGUUUCCCUUUAGGCAAGAGGGAGGCCAACAACAGGCAGCCAAUAAUGCAGACGUGAACCGUGAUGGGCAACAUGCAAAUAAUCCUGAUCUUGAAGAGAUGGAGCGACUUAUGGAUGAUGGGAUUGAUGAAGACAACGGAGAAGAUGCAGGUGAAGAUGGCAAUACAGAGCAGCAGCCUGGAUUCAUGGCUUCUGCUUGGUCCUUUAUCACAACUUUCUUCACAUCACUGAUCCCUGAAGGGCCUCCACAGGUUGGCAAUUGAAGUGGAAAAGGAACUGUGUCAGGCAGCCUCAGUUAGCCAUACAUAGAAGGGGAGCAGAUCCUAGAGAGUGUUCUAAAUACAGUGCAAUUUCUGAAAAUUUAUAAUGUUUUCUUUUUGAUCAUGGUGUACAAAAAUGUGUAUUUUUUUCUUUUUGGCUUUCUCAUGCAUUGAAUAUGUUAAGCACAAGUGGACUACUAAAUGCUUUCUUUAAGAUUCUUCUUUUUUCUGAAGAAUAAAAUGUAAAGAUACCGGUCUUCCAUGUUUUGUUUUAAUUUCAAAUGUGUGUUACACUGAGGCAAAGAGCUUGUACGUAAUCUGCAUUAUUACCUCUUUAAAGAGCUGUUAAAAAUAUGAAUGUUGACAGACCCUUCCAAAUGCUCUCUAUUUAUCUGAAUAAUGUAUCUUGUUAGUUCGAUGCAGGCUACAAAUUCUCACAUGGGAUUUGGAACUUAAUUCCUGAGAAAAUGCAGUAAAAACAAAGGUUACUUGUUAAUGGCAUGUUGUCUUCAUGUGAGAAAAUAGUAAGCGUCUUCAUUUAAAAAGCUGAGAGCUUUUUCUUGAAGACUGUACUGACGUUCAUUAAAGUUGGAGGCAUUUGACAGCUCUUCAAAGACAAUUGGCAGUGAUGGGAUAAACCUCAAAUGCUUGAUACAUACAGUACUUUUUAAGGAAAAUAUAGCUGUGCUGGGACAAAAUAUAUACAUUAGGUUUUUUAAUAAAACUGUUAUGGUAACUCUUUUGGAUGUUUAUAUGCAUAUUUGAAUGCAAAUGGCUAAAUUGUGCCUCAUUAAGGAUGAGGAUAUAAUUAAUCUGAGAGUGUAAUAAAGUUAUCAUGGUGGCAUUACUGACAUUGACCAAAUGAUGUGUUUGUAGCAGCGUCUAUACAAUUAUGAAUAUGAACUCAACAGCAGACUAUCUGUAUUCUUUAACUUCAUUAACCUAAUUAAAACUGAGAAAAAGAAAAUGGUACAUUGAGAGAGUAGCACACUGCUGUGACAGGUUAUUGGUUGCUUUCUUUAGCUUUUAAUCCUAGUCAAGAAGGUACAUUUGGUUUUGUUCUUAAUCCUGAAGUUACCGUGUGCUCUCGAACUUAAAAAUGUCUGCAAAGAUUCUGUUGCACUACUACCAAAAGAAAGCUCAUUUGACUUCCAAGGACAGGGCAAAGCUCUUGAAUAUUCUGAAUGAGUGAUGAAUAGGGAUUUAUUUUUCACUUGCUUAUCUUAAACUGCUAUGCAGCAAAGUUUUAAACCCAAAGAAAAAUUUAAGUUUUUACAAGUUUGUCAAAAGAAAAAGAAAUCUAAGUCUUAAAAGCAUCAAUUAUUUUAUUUGCUGUAUCGGUAACAAUGAUGAAUAAGUCAUGUUUAAUUAUGAUGUCUUCUUCCUAUUUUUACUAUGGAAAGCUGCUCUCAGUUUAGAUUUUUUACUACCUAUACAUUCAAUGUGUAGACUUUGUCCAUGAAAUGUACCUUUUUAGUUUAGCAGAUGGAUCUAACUUUACUAAUAUUUAAGAGCUGCUACAAAAACGUACAUUUUUAAAGGGGUGUCACAAGUGUAGGUCUUGGAUGUCAUAGGCCUCAUUUCUGGAAUACAUUGAAGAAGUUUCAUCUGUUUGACCUGUGUUCUCUCUCACUUUUACCAAAGUUUUUUCUUUUACCAUUUUUCAUUUUGCCCUUGUGUUAGCAUACCUGUAAGCUGUGCAGUUAUGACCUGCCAGUAUCCAGCUGUUAACAGCCAUUUGUUGUUUCUUACCUAUGUUGUUCAGGUUGGUUUGUUUUCCUUGUUGUAGGAAGCCGUUGGUGGCAGCUCUCUGCUGUUAGCAGACUGGAUUAAGAAAGCUGUUAGCCCUGGUUUGGUUGAAAGGUGUAGAAUUGUCACUGCUGGUUUGUAUUCAGACAAGGAUAAAUUUGACAGGUUUCACAAGGCUGAAAUAGUGAAAUAUGAAAUUCUGGCAGUUGGUUGGAUGUUGAGGGGGAUGUUCUGAGAGCUUUAACCAGAAUACAGAGCUGGAGGGAUGUGUCACAGAGACCACACUUCCAUGAGAUCAUCUUAAGGUCAUCUGAUCUCCCAGCUUCCACAACUUACAAGAUGCAAACAAGGAAAGGCAAAAUUAUGGUUACUGAGGAAAGUGACUGAGAAAUAACAAUGAGAUAGGAAGCUACCAAAGAGUUGGAGGCAGAGGAAGGCUACUGGCAGGAGCAAAAAUAAGAUAAGGUUGUGAUCACGAGUAAAUAGAAAGCAAACAUUGAAAAGCAGAGGUAAGAAAGGUGCACUUUUUAGAAAGGGAAAGAGCUUGUUGAAAAUUAGUCAAAUAAAGUCUUUGUUGCAUGUGUUUGAGUGAUUCAGGUAAAGAAUUGAAGAGGAUAAGAAGUAUAACAGGUGAUGAUGGGAGAAAAAUCAAAACCCGAGGAAGAGUUGCUUUUUCUCUAGUAUAUCCUUGUAGAAACUGUUUAAUAGCAUAAACCAAAACAUAGUUUUGUAUUUCUGUUUGCCUGGAACCAUGUAUUACAUGGUUCUAGGCAAAGCCAGAUGCAGAAUGGUAGUAAAUCUAUGGCAAGUGUAACAAAAGCCAUGAGGUUUAAAGUACCAUGGGAUGUGCCCCAAAUUAAUUAUUUCCUUUAACUUUGAGGAAGACCUGAAAUGGCAGAUGCAUUUAUAUUAUGCUAAGUGUAGGUUAACAGCGAGUCUGUGGCAGCAUGUGCAAUACCUUAAUGGUGUGUUAAUGUAAGAGACAUCAUAUCAGAAACACACACAAGUGAAGCAUAUCCCAUCCAUAAUACUUCUGCUGUGAAGACACAGGUUAGAUCAGCAGUGCUGAUGGAGCAGGUGUAUAAAAAAGCAACACACAGCUACUCCUUAGCAUGAUUUCUUAAUACUGUGCUUUGAAAAAUACUUUGCAACUGCUGUGUGUCCAUAAAUACAUGUGCAUUGACUUCUUAAGCUCAGUUUACAGACAUGGUUUAGCAGUGCCACUGUUGGCUUAACAGGUUGUCCUGGUUUAACCCCAGCUGGCAGCUAUGUACCAUGCAGUAGCUUGUUCCCUUCCCCCUUUCUCUCCUCCCUCAUGAAAUGGAGAGGAGAACCAGGGAAAAAAGUAAAACUCAUGGGGUGAGAUAAAAACAGUGUAAUAAUUAAGAUAAAUUGAAAUACAACAGUAAUGCUAACAAUUGUAGUAAAAAGGAUACAGAGACAACCCAAGAAAAAUGAGGCACCAUACAGUUGCUCACCACCUGCUGAUGAAUGACCAGCUCCUCCCUGAGCUGCAUCUGACACCACUGGGGCUAGCUUCCCCCUGUUUAUAUCCAGGGCAUGACAAUCUAUGUUUGGAAUAUCCAUUUGGCCAGUUUGGAUCAGCUGUCUUGGCUGUGUUCCCUCACAGCCUCCUGUGUGCCUGCUCCUGGCAGAGCAUGGGAAACUGAGACCUUGAUUUAGGGUAAGCACUGCUUGGCAAAAACAGAAACAUCAGCCUGUUACCAGCAUUGUUCUCACACUCAACCCAAAACACAGCACUUCUUAGUACUGGCGACUAAAAAGAAAAUUAAUUCCAUCCCAGCUGGGGCACAAGUGUAACGUAAAGUCAAACUGAAGAAUUCUUGGGUACAAAGGGCUUGUUGUGAGCUUGCCAUCUCUCGCUCAUGCUGCCAUUUGGUUGGGAGACCUUGAGAGGCUGAAUUGGCUUUCCAGUUGUUCCCUGUUGCCCUUAAAUUCAGGUGAUUCAUAGAGAAGUUACCACCUGAUAUUCCAGGAAAGGUUUGCUUUAGUCUAUGACGACACUACCGUCUUAACUACUGCUGCAGCAGGAGAAAAACCCAAACCAUUGUCAGUGAUGUUUGUAAUCUUAAUAGCUGAUGCAAAAUGACUGACACUUCCAGCAGAUGGUGUGAUUAGUCAUGUUUCUGCUGCUUGUUUCCUGUAUAUGUUGAAAGUUUUCUAAUGUAAUUCAUAUUUAGCAGCCUCUGCUUUUGACAGGAAGCUGUUCAGAAUUUAUCCCAGUGAGUGAACUGACCUAUUUUUGGAUGUAUUUGGGUGGGCUGUUUCAGGCCAGCUGCGUGCACCCUUGUUAGUAAGGCUGGGGGCCUGCCCUUACUUUGGUGCCAGCCAGCUGCCAAAGCCUCCAAGGUGGUGGGAAAGGUUUGAUGCUGCUGGCAUUCAGGUUAAGGGGGUUAAUGCCAGGGUUAAUUCCUCUGGGUGAGAAACUCUUUCAGAUUCCAGUGUUAGUAUAGGUGGGAUGAUGCAAACUGGGAAUGAGUUACUUCAUCACUCACAACCUUUGUUUCAAAGCUGCUGCUUGUCCAACAAUAAUAAUGUGUAGGUUUCAUCAUGAUUCCCACUCCUAAAAGAAGAGUAUUUGGCCAUUCUGCGCAGUGGUGGCUCUGCAAGAAGGCUACAUCGAGAGUACCUAUUCAGCUGCAGGUUCUUUCUCUUGGCUGGAUUUAUUCCUUUGCAGCUGUCUGUGCAAGCUCUCGCUUUUGAAGGAAGCCAGGUGAUGCUGUUGUGAAUGCUUAGCAAUAUACUUACUCACAGGAAGAUCAACCCACAAGCACUGAUUGGAGAGGAGGGAAGCAUACACUGGACCUGAAGGAACUAUCCAUAAUGAGGCAAGGACUGGCUAACUUCUUUUGUAUUUGCAGAGGCAAGCAGAGUGUCCCGUGGGAGAAUUUCCAUGGUCCAUAAGCAGCAUUUCCACUUCUUUACCAACACUUUUUUUUCCACUUGAUAUCAAGAUCAGUUUGUGCUUGGUUUAGAUUUUAAGCCACAUGAAGAAAUGUUGCUGUAUAACAAUAAAGAUUUCUAUUUUUUUUCCUUUAA